Pistacia vera is the source of this 1624-nucleotide messenger RNA. Its product is annotated as AAA-ATPase At2g46620-like. The record is from RefSeq and is a predicted model, not a curated record. Lineage: Eukaryota; Viridiplantae; Streptophyta; Magnoliopsida; Sapindales; Anacardiaceae. The coding region runs from base 62 to 1456 and encodes 464 amino acids. The transcript has a single exon. Gene Ontology annotation, molecular function: ATP binding; ATP hydrolysis activity.
UCCAUAUUUAUGUAUAAACACCAAAACAAACCCUACCCUGUCCUCUUCAUUAUCAUCAUCGAUGAUGAAUAUUUUUCCACUCUUUUUCACCGUCAUUUUCUUUCUAUUCAUCCUUCGAUUUCUCUCAAAAACAUCCCUUUUCCACAUCCUUUUAAACUGUUUCCGAUCUCUGGAAGAUUGUUUUCACGUGUAUCAAUCCUUCAAAGUUCCACAACUCAAUCAAAACUUCCAAGAAAACCUCCUUUAUCGUAAAGUCUUCACUUAUCUCAACUCUCUCACUUCUCUUGAAGACUCCGAAUUCACCAACCUCUUCACCGGCUCCAAGUCUAACGACAUCACGCUCAACCUCGACGUCAACCAGACCGUCCACGACACUUUCCUCGGCGCCAGACUCACAUGGAAUCACCAGAACGGAUUAUCAAAAACCACUUUGGUUUUGAGACUCAGAAAGAAAGAUAAAAGAAGAAUUCUACGUCCGUAUCUUCAACAUAUCCUCUCUGUAGCCGACGAGAUUGAAGAAAAUAUGAAAGAAAUUAGAUUGUACAUGAAUUUGGAGAGUCAAAGUCAACAUAAUGGACGGUGGAGAUCGAUCCCCUUCACGCAUCCGGCCACCAUGGAGACAGUCGUUCUUGACACCGAAGUAAAAAACAAAGUCAAAGCUGAUCUCGAAACGUUUCUUAAAUCGAAACAGUAUUAUCACAGACUUGGUCGUGUUUGGAAACGGGGUUAUCUUUUAUAUGGAGCUUCCGGUACUGGGAAAUCAAGUUUUGUUGCUGCUAUGGCUAGGUUCCUGUGUUAUGACGUGUAUGAUAUUGAUCUGUCACGGGUUUCUGACGACUCUGAUUUGAAAAUGCUUUUGUUGCAAACGACUUCUAGGUCGUUGAUUUUGAUCGAGGGUCUUGAUAAGUUCUUGAGUGAGAAAUCAAGGGCUGUGAGCUUGUCGGGGAUCUUCAACUUCAUGGAUGGGAUCAUAUCUUGUUGUGGGGAGGAGCGUUUGAUGGUGUUCACGAUGAAUGAUAAGGAUCAGAUUGAUGAUCAAGCGCUGAUGAGGGCAGGGAGGAUUGAUGUUCAAAUACACUUCCCAUUAUGUGAUUUUUCCACCUUCAAGAUUUUGGCCAGCAAUUAUUUGGGCGUGAAGGAUCACAAGCUUUUUGUUCAAGUUGAAGAGGGUUUUCAAAAUGGGCCGAGUUUGAGCCCGGCCCAAAUCGGUGAACUCAUGAUCUCGAAUCGGACUUCGCCCACCCGAGCCUUGAAAUCAGUAAUCAAUGCCUUGCAAAGAUUGAAUGAAACUGGGCCGGGUCAACCCGUGGAUGAGAGAGUAUUGUCUGGGGAAGGUAGCCAAACAGUAAAAGAAUUUAAGAAAUUGUAUGGGCUUUUAAGGAUUGGAAGUAGAAGGAAACAGGGCCCAUUGGAUUUAAGUGUGGCCCAGAAGGAAGGUUCAAGACAUGAAGCUUGAAAGAAAUAUUUAGGCUUCGGGUCAUUUUAUAAUGUCGAAAAAAUAUGACACAGCGAAAGUAGAUAGGGAUCAUUCAAAUAUUUUUUCAAUGUAUGUAGGAUGAUUAAAAAUUUUCUUAUUAUUAUGGACCUUCUGUUUAAUUCAAAGUUUGAAUAGGUUAUUGUUACA